GAAGGACAAAACUGCACACUGGGAAGUUGUAGGUUACAUUUAUUUGACAAUGGCUGUGUGUAGACAAGAAAGGCUCCUGCAGCCUGAUUCUGAAUUCCACAAGUUUUGGGGACAAGUCUACAUUCAGUAUUAAAAGAACCCAGAACUGAUUUAUACAUUCAGAUGCAUAUAUAUUGCAAAGCCAGGUGUGAGGCAUGUCUUCCAUUAGUUCAUAUGUAGUUGUAUUGCAAAAGUUCAGUCUUUGGCUUUGGGUGUGCUAGGCAUGAACAAACACAAUACGAUACAUGCACGGUCAUGUCUUACAGGUUAAAAAUCUUCCCAAAGGAAGCCUGUGGCUCAGACAUCUGCCUAUUGCAGAUGCAGAUUGGCAACUGAUGAUGAGAGGAAGUACAUGCCUUUAAAAGCCAAACCCUUGAAGGGAAUGUGAACCUACAAUAGUUUCUGUUAUGCUAGACUAGAGGCAUACUAGGAUACGUCUCUAGUGUAUUCCAAAGGGCUCAAAACUAGGUUAAUGUAGCUUUGUAUGCCCCAGUGUGGUCAUUAACACCAUCCUCAUUUCACAAAGGGGACAUUUGAAAUGCAGCCGCUUGCCCAAGACCGCAGUUAUGGCCGAACAAAUAGACCCCAGGUCACCUGACUCCCAGUCCUCUCGAACCGCAAGGCACGUACUCUUCUCUUAGUCUAACGCCAUGAGAACAAGCUGCUUCCUCAUCAGAGCUUUGCAUCUAUUUAGCUUGUUCCUCUGAGCAUUAUUGUGUAGGGAGGGUCAGUCCCAACCAAGAAGAAAAACCUUUUCUCUGCCUUCACCUUCUGUAAUUGUGUGCUCAGGGGGAGGGGACUACAGAAACAGAUCCAAACUGGCGUGGCAGCUACCUGCCUGAACAGAGAAAUACACUUCACAGCUGUCAGGCUGUCAGGCAAGAAGCGAUCCCACUCUGACCUAAGCAAGUCCCAACUAGCAGUGCAGUGGGACUCCUCUCUCAGAUGCUUUCUUCCUCUGCACUGCAGACGCUUGGCUCAAGCUCGUGGCAGCUUCUAGUCUGUACUUUUCCCCUGGGGUUUUCUACUUUGACAUCCCCAUGGAUUCACACUGGCACUACCAGUUCCGGAUUAUUAUGCUGGGGGACUCCACGGUGGGGAAAUCAUCCCUGCUGAAGCGCUACACUGAGGGCGUCUUCCUCGAAUCCAUCAAUCAAACUGUGGGAGUAGAUUUCUACGUCCAAUUUAUGGAGAUUGAACCUGGGGUCCAGGUUAAGCUGCAGUUUUGGGACACGGCUGGGCAGGAGCGAUUCAGAUCUGUGACACGUUCCUACUACCGCAACUCUGCUGGGGGAGUGCUGAUGUUUGACCUGACCAACAGAGCAUCCUUUGAAAGCAUCCGUGACUGGCAUCGGGAAGUGACAGAGACUGUGAAACCUUUUCACAUAGUUUUUGUCCUGGUUGGGCACAAGUGUGACCUGAUAGCAGAGCGCAAGGUUGGAAGGAAAGAGGGUCAGAAGCUGGCUUCCUCGCUAGGGGCAAAGUACAUCGAGACAUCUGCUAAGAACAGUAGCAAUGUGGAUGCUGCCUUCCAAGUGCUGACUAUGGGAAUCUAUGAGGCACUGAAAACUGGGGUAAUGAGCCCAACUGAGGACUGGGAUGGAGUGAAAAGUGGAUUGUCGCCCACAGCAGCGACUACAAUACAAACACCAGGAAAACAAGAGCAGAAAAAGAAAUGCGCAUGUUAGUAAGACACUGCAAGUCUCAAGAAGCCAGAAUACACUACCAGUGUCCACCUCCUCUUACAAGACAUGGCAGCUAGACAAUAUUGAAUGAUAUGUAAGGGCAGUUACUGCAGUCUUUCAUUACAAGGUAAUGCCUCAUAACUUGGGCAACAAACAGAAUUGGAAAGGGUGACAGCUAUAUACUCAUAUCCAAAGACUUUAGUGUGUUGCAACACCCUAUGCGCUUCGAAAAGAUUCAAAACAGCAAUGAAAUGGCGUAAGCACUGGAAAAGGCAGAAAUGUACACUUGAAUGUUGAUUAAAUGUUUUAUUCAUAUUUCUCAUUGGCUUUAUUAUCCUAAUAGAGGAGGAAUUAUUUAAUACUAGCCAUGCCAAUGAAUAUGGCAAGAGUAUUAUCCCCAGACAGCAUGUACAGGCAUAGUAGAAUCAGGAGGUG
Molecule: messenger RNA, 2159 nt
Organism: Gavialis gangeticus (Gharial)
Lineage: Eukaryota; Metazoa; Chordata; Crocodylia; Gavialidae
Product: ras-related protein Rab-39B-like
Exons: 2
Coding region: 1080-1727 (215 amino acids)
Molecular function (GO): GTP binding; GTPase activity
Source: RefSeq, a predicted model, not a curated record